Molecule: messenger RNA, 2526 nt
Organism: Solea senegalensis (Senegalese sole)
Lineage: Eukaryota; Metazoa; Chordata; Actinopteri; Pleuronectiformes; Soleidae
Product: neurogenic differentiation factor 2-like
Exons: 2
Coding region: 318-1388 (356 amino acids)
Biological process (GO): regulation of DNA-templated transcription; nervous system development
Molecular function (GO): protein dimerization activity
Source: RefSeq, a predicted model, not a curated record
CACACACACACACACAGUCGUCACUCACAUUUGUACACACAGGCGCGCCAAGACGCACGGUCGUUCACAAGCUUUGGUUACUCGAGUGCGCGCACUGGGUGAGAAGAGGAGAGGAGGAGAGGAUCAUCAUCAUCAUCAUCAGAGCCAGUGAAAGAAAAGAGCCGCGCGCCUCCUGCACCUUCACACUGAUAAGGAGCGUUGCUUCGCUCGCUCGUGCUCGGUCCCUUAAGAUGCUCUGAAAGUCAAGCGCGUGUUUUUUUUUCUUCUUCCUCCUCCUCCAUCCAUUCCCCAGUGAAGAGCUCGAGUCGAGAGCCACAAUGUUGACGCGGUUGUUCAGUGACCCAUCGCUGCUGCCAGAGGUGCAGAAAUACUCGGGCUGGGCGGAGGACAGCGAUGGCGAUGAUUCCAAGAUGAAGGACGACGACCAGGACACACACGACGACAUGGAUCACUCUGACCUGAUGGGAGACAGUCGGACACACUCCGAGCACGCCGGGGAAGACGACGAGGACGACGACCUCGACGAAGAGGACGACGGAGAGGACAUGGAGGGGGACAGACCUAAGAAGAGGGGCCCCAAGAAGCGUAAAAUGACCCCGGCCCGCAUCGAGCGGUCCAAAGUGCGACGGAUGAAGGCCAACGCGCGGGAGCGCACCCGCAUGCACGACCUGAACUCUGCUCUCGACAAUCUGCGUAAAGUUGUGCCAUGCUACUCCAAAACGCAAAAACUGUCCAAAAUCGAGACGUUGCGGUUGGCUAAAAAUUACAUCUGGGCCUUGUCGGAGAUACUGCGCUGCGGCAAAAGGCCCGACCUUGUCUCGUACGUGCAGACGCUGUGUAAGGGACUGUCCCAGCCAACCACCAACCUGGUGGCAGGAUGCCUGCAGCUGAACUCCCGUAACUUCCUGACCGAGCAGCAGUGUCAGGACGGGAGCAGGUACGCGUCCGGAUCCUUCUCCAUGCAUUCCUACCCUUAUCAGUGUGCGCGUCUGUCCAGUCCGCACUGCCAGCCGGGCUCGAACUCGCACCCAUUGAGGACGCACGGCUACAGCGCGGCUUACGAUUCUCUGUACGGCGGGAGCGGAUCCCCGGAGUACAACAGCCCCGAGUAUGAGGGGCCCGUCAGCCCUCCGUUGUGCGUCAAUGGGAACUUCUCCCUGAAGCACCAAGGCCCCGCGUCGCCGGACAACGAGAAGGGCUACCACUACUCUAUGCAAUACUCCGGCCUGCCUGGCUCCAGACCUACCGGGGCCAACAACCUGGUGUUCGGCUCCUCGGGGGCCCGGAGCGGCAUUCACUCUGAAAACGUCCUGCCUUACCACGACAUGCACUUACACCAUGAACGGGGCCCCGUGUACGACGAACUGAACGCGUUUUUUCACAAUUAAACGCCCAAGUUGAGCGUCUCCAUGCAAUCAGCAAUCUGUCCACAGCACAUUUAGGCAUUCUGGAGAGAUGUUACACUCGUUGUCACUGGUGUGUUUUGUGUUGUUUUGUUUUCUUUAAUUUAAUCAACACUAUUAAACGUUUGGUUUGCUAUUGUCUGGGAUGUAGUGGAAGGAAAUCGAAUCCAUUGUCUUAUUUUGCGCAAAAGCAUCCCCCCCAGCUUUUUAAAAGGCUGAUGAGAUUUGAUCACAUUAUUUGAAUUGUUUCAAUGUGGAGUUGUGUUUGUUUGCGUGUUAAUGACUGACAGUCAAAGUUUACCCCACUAUAUCACAGGCUACGGCUUUACACUGAGACAUUGGCAGAGAUUUUCUAAGAAAAGCAGAGAAAAAUCACUGACGAAGCUCAUGCAAAUCACAUUUUCUCGCCUUGACGCGCGAGAUUAUGAGUGUGUGUGUGACAGAGGGUGUGUAUGUGUGUAAGUGUGUGUGUGUUUAAUUAAAUCAUAACAUAUAAACAGAUGCUGAAUCGAAAGAAAUGUGGUAGUUGGGUGGUUUUGGAAAAAUCGGUUCUUCAGCAAAUCAAUCCAGUUGUUUCACAUCUAUGCAAAAAAAACGACGCGACAAGGCCCAGGAACACACACACACACACACACACGCGCGCGCGCACACAAACACACACACACACAAACAAACACACACACACAUGGAAUCAGACAUGGCUGGGCUCGCCAAAAAAUGUUUUACCUGAUAAAAAUAAAUUCUUAAUCAAUCUAUUUUAAUUCAAUAAAAUUUCUUUCCCUCAUUUUCGUUUUAUCUUCUUAUUUAUUAACGUUCUUCUGCUACUGUGUUUUUGUUUGACAUUAAAGUAACAAUAUUUUUUAUUUAUUUUUUAUUUGCAAACUGCUAUUGAGUUCUUGAGCUAUUGAGUUCUUAUUAUUAUUAUUAUUGUUGUUGUUGUUAUUAUUAUUAUUAUUGCACGUAUUUAUUAUUAUUGUGUUGUUUUUGUAAUUAAUGUUAAUAGUCCAUGAAAACGAAGGAUCACGUGUUGAUGAUUUAUUUUCUUUUUUUUCAUAAAAUUCAACUUUGUAUUCAACCAACUGUGUGGUAAAAAUAAAACAAUAAAGAAAUAAAUGACACUGUG